AUGGACACCACACCUUCCACCUCGGCCUCCGUCUCGCCGGCGUCCGCAUCCGGCGCCGCCUCCGACCCGGACUCCGCGCUUGUCUCGGCCGUGGCGGGCGCGCUUGUUUCUGCCUCCCGCCUGCCCUCGCCGCCGCCCAUGGACACCCUCCUGGCCCCGUACCUCCCGCGCCUCGGCGCCUCGCACCACCCGCAAGUGAUCGCCCUUGCCGCCGCCGACCCAGCGCUCGCCUCUCCGCACACUCUCCUCGCCUACCGCCGCCUCGUCUCCCCUCCGUCCUGCCUCCCCUCCUUACUCCCGCUCCUCCCCAUGCUCCCCUACCGCAAUCUCCUCCCGCUGCUCCUCGACUUCGUCCCGCUCGACCCGCUGCGCCACCUCCACCGCCACCUCCUCGCCAGCCUCCCCACGAGUGCGCUCGCCGACGCCGCGCUCUCCGCCUACGCCCGCCUCCGCCACCCCCACCUCGCCGCACAACUCCUCCACUCCCUCCGCCGCCGCGGCCCCGUCCGCCCCUCCCUCCAGGCAGCCAACGCCGUGCUCUCCGCACUUGCGCGCAGUCCGUCCACCUCGCCGCAGGUCUCUCUCGACGCCUUCCGCUCCCUCAUUGCGCUGCAGCUCCACCCAAAUCACUACACCUUCAACCUCCUGGUCCACACCACACCCACUGCUCCAAGGGCACCCUCGCCGACGCUCUCUCCACGCUCUCCACCAUGCAGGGUUUCGGCCUCUCCCCAGACGUCGUCACCUACAACACCCUCCUCAACGCUCAUUGUCGCAGGCGCGGGCACUGCUGGCCAGGAUGAAGAAGGAGGGUAUCGCGCCCACCAGGGCCACGUAUAA
Miscanthus lutarioriparius is the source of this 840-nucleotide messenger RNA. The record is from the annotation of a GenBank genome assembly. NCBI's taxonomy places the organism in Eukaryota, Viridiplantae, Streptophyta, Magnoliopsida, Poales, Poaceae.